Messenger RNA from Anopheles cruzii, 807 nucleotides. RefSeq lists its product as uncharacterized. Lineage: Eukaryota; Metazoa; Arthropoda; Insecta; Diptera; Culicidae. The transcript has 2 exons. The record is from RefSeq and is a predicted model, not a curated record. The coding region runs from base 1 to 807 and encodes 268 amino acids.
AUGCGCUCGAUAGCAGUGCUGGUAGCGUCACUGGCGAUUCUAGGAUGUGCUACCCACGGUCAGCCUCAUUCGGCGGCCGAAGUAGCGGUGGACAUCUACAAGACGUGUCUCAGUGACUACAGCAUGAAGUGUGCCAAAUCGAAGGCCCUGGCCUGGAUGGCUCGGGCUGCCGAGCAGGACGAGAUUCACGUCACUGACGCGCUAACGAUCGUGCGUACCGGAACCCUGGAAGAUGUCGAAAUGCCGACGGAAACAGGAACUGAGCAGCAGGAGCAUCGGGCUAGCAAGACGGUGCAUUUGUUGAACAAAAUCGAUAGCUUCCUGUCGACGCACGCCUUAAAGCUAAGCCCACCGGCAGUUCUUCGGUCGGAGGACGCUCGGGCCUACAUUCCUGAGUCGCUGCUGAAGGGCGGACUCGCCGAAGAUCUCGUCGUCCCACUGACGGACGGAAAUGUUGCUGAAGGUCGUGGCUUUGUUAAAAAAGUCAUGAUUCCUUUCCUGUUGGGCAUCAAGUUCAAAUCUACCGUCCUGGUCCCGAUGGCUCUUGCCCUGAUCGCCCUGAAAACGUGGAAAGCGAUGACGCUUGGUCUGCUGUCCCUCGUCCUGUCAGGCGCCAUGAUGAUCUUCAAAUUCGCCAAACCAAAGAUCGUCAACUACGAGGUGGUACACUACCCAACGCCACACCACGCGCACCACGUCGACCACCAUUUCGACCAUCACGCUCCGCACGUCCACUGGGACGCUCCGCCAGCCUGGAAGAAACGAUCGCUGGACGCCCACGAACAGGCCUACGCCGGGCAGCUGUAA